AUGAGCCAAAUCAGCAAUACCCUUCGGAGACCGAGCACCGCUCAACCUGGCCCGCUAAGCACGCGCAUGUCCUACGAAGCCGGCGAGGCCCUACUCUGGGAACGGCAAAACCACCGCGUCAACGCCCACCUCUCUACCCAAGUGAAAGAGCUACAAGCCCAAAAUGACGCCUAUAAUGCCCGUAUUGCGGCCACCGAGUCCGUUUCUAAAGCUGCCGAAGCUGCUGUCAGCAAGGUGAAGCAGAUAGAAACUAGAAUCGCGGCUAUCGAAGCAGACGAUCAGGACAGGCCGUUCGAUGCUUAUACCAAGGAGGCUAUUAGCCAAAUCCAGAUCUUUGUCGAUAGCCACAAGGGAGUUAGGCAGAAAUUGAGCGGGUUGGAGCAGAACGUGAUUACUUUGAGCGGGGAUGUGGAAGAUGUGAGGGACGUGCGUGGGCUGCUCAGUAACGUGGUGCGGAGACUGGACGUGCUUGAGGAUGGGAGGAGGGAGGAGAAAAGAGAGAUAAGGGAGUUGGAAAAAGAGGUGGAGAAAUGGAGAAGCGCAAGCCGACAUCAUGAGUCUGUGGUUUAUGAGGUCGAACCGCACAACCCUAUGCAGGUCUUCUACGGCGUUGGCACACAGCCUCGCUCCGGCCGUCAGAGUCUUGAACUGAGUGGAAACGAGAGGCACGAAGGAGACUGUAGGUCAGAACGAUUUGCUCAAUCACCAGAGCAACGAGAUGGACACAGAGCCAAUGAUACGCUUCCAGAGCAUAGUGGCUUGCAACCGCCGCACGCAGACGUUGUAAGACCCGAAGAGGGAAGCUUCAACCUGCCAGAAGCUGCGCCUGAGACCCAUCUCAGUUGGGAGAACACCCAGCAAUUCAAAGAUAUGCAGGCGGAGCUGGCUGCUCUUCGAGCAAUGUGUCGAACGCAGGAACCCAAGAGCAGCGGUCAAACAGCCGACGCCACCCAGCGACCUCAGGAGACGAUCAUAAUGCCCAAAGAACAUGAUCCUGGCUUCUCGGAUGCAACCACCGCGACUGAAGCUGACUCCCACAUACAACUACCUUCAUCGCCACCAAAGAGACACGAUACGCAAUCAGCCAGGCAGAGUCUCAUGAAACGACCGUCCAUCUACGAUCCGCGGGUAGCCUCAGUAAACGAGCACAGACAGGUCGAACAACCGGUGUCUGACUUCAGGGCUGAGUUAGGUCACCAUGCCCGUCCUUCGCUGGUGGUCAAGUUACCUGUCGUUGUCAACAAUCGGAUAUCGGCAAAACGAAAGCGUGCAGAUGAUGCACCAGCUCAACGCGUGACACGUCCCAAGUUCGCCAGCAACAGGGCCGCUACUAGAGAGCCCGAGGCUUUGGCGGCCAAGUUCAAAAGGCCUGACGAGGAGAGCACCGUCGAUGGGCCCUUGAGUUCGGCAUCAAUUAACGACGCUCCUCCUUCAGUUGCACAGACUCGCAAGACACGUGGCCAGCAGAACUUAGCUGUAGAUCAUCCGGUCCAGCAGGUAGCAGCUCAAUCCGGCACAAGGAAACAGAAGCCGCGUGCUACACCAGUCGCAAAGCCGAUUGUGUCAGCGGCUGAAACUGUCAAGUCUCGAAAGGCCAUCAGUAAGCCUAAGCCAGUUGUGAGCGCUGCAACACAAGACCCACCUCCCCAAGCUGGUCCCAGCAGUUCGAAGAAGACCCCUACCACCGUGAAGAUCGAAGUCAAAUCCGGUCGACAGCCACCAGGAGCAUGCAUGUCAUGUCGUUUGCGCCAUCAGAAAUGUGAUCGGACGCACCCAGCCUGUGAACGCUGUGUGAAGCUCAGCAUUCCUUGCGAGUACUCUCAGCCGGUGCGAGCUGUUGUAAAGGACACAGACCGCGAGCAAGACCUGCGAGGAAGGUCUGUGACCGUCAGUCCUGAAGCGACCCGAGACAAACGUUCUGCAAAACGCCAGAUGCCCGCUUUGCCGUCAAAGAAGUCUGUCACCACUGCAGCCCCUACCGCGGCCAGCACUCGGGCUCCGAGAGCAAAGAAGGCACCAAACACGAAGGCACCUCCAAAAAAGCAGAAGUAA
This is a messenger RNA of Ascochyta rabiei, 2052 nucleotides long. RefSeq lists its product as uncharacterized. Lineage: Eukaryota; Fungi; Ascomycota; Dothideomycetes; Pleosporales; Didymellaceae. The transcript has 2 exons. The record is from RefSeq and is a predicted model, not a curated record. Gene Ontology annotation, biological process: regulation of DNA-templated transcription. Bases 1 to 2052 code for a protein of 683 amino acids. Gene Ontology annotation, molecular function: DNA-binding transcription factor activity, RNA polymerase II-specific; zinc ion binding.